Molecule: messenger RNA, 1531 nt
Organism: Paramormyrops kingsleyae
Lineage: Eukaryota; Metazoa; Chordata; Actinopteri; Osteoglossiformes; Mormyridae
Source: RefSeq, a predicted model, not a curated record
ACUGGGACUCAGGCAGACACCACGUGACCGUAUGAUACCAACAUUAAAUAAUCUGGCCAGCAGUAACUGUUACUGUAACUAGUAAAUAAGAAUGGACUAUUUUACAGUGAUACAGGUUUAUUGGUGCAUAUCUUAGGGAAUAUUUACAGACUACAUAAAGCAAAAUAAAUGGUAAGCUAAAUGCAAAAAAACUUAAAUGGAAUUUUCAUCUCAUGGAAAGCCUGUAAUUUUGUUACCACAUAAAUUGGGUACAGUCACUCAAGUUUACUUGCACAAUAAAUUGAUUAGAUAAUUCAGAUGACCAAUGUAUAACAGAAUGUCUUUUAAAACAAAAACAGGAAUAAUCUACAUGCUUGGUGAGUGGAAACUUACCUAUAUUGAUACAAUCCAGUCAGAAUUUAGCUACGAUUUGGUAUUUUCAUGUAUGAUCUAUAUACCAUAAUACAGACUUAACAUUCUAAGACAGGGGUGUCAAACUCCAGUCCUGGAGAGCCAGAGCCCUUCACAUCUUUGGGUUUCCCCUCAUUUAACACACCUGAUUCAACUCCUUGUGCUAAUUACCACACAGCUCUUGAGCUGAAUCAUUUAUGGUGGAACAGGGAAAGAACUAAGCUACACAGGUCUCCGCCCCCCCAGGACUGCAAUUGACACCCCUGUUCUAAGAGGUUCCUCUUCAGGAUGUAGCCACUAGCACAGAGUAUUACAAACACCUGAAACAUAUGACAGAUCCGGUCACUCUGAAUGUCGGCGGUCACCUCUACACCACCUCCUUGUCCACGCUGCAGCGAUACCCAGACUCCAUGCUGGGUGCCAUGUUCUUUGGGGACUUGCCGUCGGCUCGGGAUUCUCAAGGAAAUUACUUCAUAGACCGCGAUGGUCCGCUUUUCCGCUACAUACUGAACUUCCUCCGAACCUCCGAGCUCUCGCUGCCACACGACUUCAAGGAGAACGAGCUCUUGCGCAAGGAGGCCGACUUCUAUCAAAUCGAGCCUCUCAUUCGGUGCCUGAAUGAUACAAAACCUCUCCACCCUUUGGACACGUUUGAGCAAGUGGUGGAGCUGUCCAGCACCCGAAAGCUCUCGAAGUACUCCAACCCAGUGGCUGUCAUAAUCACCCAGCUCACCGUAACCACCAAGGUCCACUCCCUGCUCGAAGGCAUCUCCAACAACUUCACCAAGUGGAACAAGCACAUGAUGGACACCAGGGACUUUCAGGUGUCCUUCACCUUCGGGCCUUGCGAUUACCAUCAGGAGGUGUCCCUGCGGGUUCACCUUGUAGAGUACAUCAGCAAACAGGGCUUCAGCAUCAGAAACACACGUGUGCACCACAUGAGUGAACGGGACAACGAGAACACUGUGGAGCAUCACUGGACCUUCUGCAGGUUGGCUCGCAAGGUUGAGGACUGAAGUGCCGUCAUCGGCAUUUAAAAUGUUGUCAUUGACUAGACAAGAUAAGCCAUGUGAUAUCAGCAGUUUAAGGACACGUGCUUCUUCAAGCAUGAGUGUUGUACAAUAAACAAGAACAAAGCAUA